This is a messenger RNA of Echinostoma caproni, 561 nucleotides long. The record is from the annotation of a GenBank genome assembly. Lineage: Eukaryota; Metazoa; Platyhelminthes; Trematoda; Plagiorchiida; Echinostomatidae.
AUGUCCUGGACAGACCAGUUCACGGGCCCCACCACCGCCGGGGCCACCAACGGGACCCCUAAAUGUGAAAAUUGUUACGAGCAAAAUGGUGGAUACAAAUUCCAACAUAGCACAAUGAAUGUAGUUUUUAUUGUUGUGAAUGUAACAAAUCUGUUGAUGCAUGAUUUUAGUUUAUUAUUCCAUCCCUUAUUUCCGCUAUUGGCACUCAUAUUUGAGAAAUGCGAACUGGCCACCUGUACACCUCGGGACGAAUCGUCCAGAACCAGCGGAGACAUAUGUUCUUCAGACUCAUUCCAAGAAGACAUAAGCAUAUUCACCAAAGAGGUAAGUGAAUUACACAAAUCGGUCAUUUUGAUAGGCUACAAAAGUCAUAGUAUAAAUAGGUCUAAUCGUAACUCAUUAGACAACUCCAUAGGGACGAACUCUUUCGUUAUACACAAAAUUACAAAAUGCACGAUAGUGAUAACUCAUCACACUUGUUCUAGUCAUGCCUUAUCACGUUCGACAGGAGGUUUACCAACUUGUUACUCCCCUCCUCUCCAUCCCUUAAUGGAAGACUAA